UAAGCGUCACGCAUUGCCGGAAGCCGCGCAAAUAUUCGGUUGGCGGAGGAGGAGACGACGAAGUUUAAAAAGUUUUGCCUCCGCCUCCUUGUAGAGCCCAAACGACGACUUUGUAGUACUGCUGCCGCUGAAUCCGAUAGCUGUUAACGGUUCGGUCCACUUAAAUAUGCCGUGUGAAGUGACGGGGUUUGUGGCGUGGGCGCCGAGUGAUUAGAUUUGAAGUGUGUGUUGCUGUCACCCCAGAGCUGUGGCCAGCAGGUCGCCCCGGCGGCCCGAAUGUGUAACUAAGGAAAUCGCAUCCUGCAGAUGGUGAACUGAAGGCCUGUCCCUCAAGGUAGGAGACCCGCAGACCAUGCGUGAACGCGUAGACGGCUGGAAACGAUGGGCCUCGUCUACUGCAUUUUCAGCAUCGUCAGCAGGACCAUUGAAGUAUUGCGCUUCUUGCUGGACCUGAAUUUCUGGAUUGUGUCGUCACUGCUUAGUGCGAUCUACUUUGUUUACAACCUUCCAUCGCUGCUUAUCGCCGGAGUGAUAAAAUGCUGGAACCUUACAUUUCUCUAUGUGCUGGCAUUAGGAGAAGCCUUGCUGGCCACCGUGCAGACCUGGCUGGGCAUGCUGGGAGCCUGGCUGCGUCUGUUCGGUGGUUUCCUCGAAAGCCUCAAGAUGAUUGGCAAUCUGUUCACUUACGUCGUGUUCCGCAGUAAAGAGCUGCUUCACAGGGGGCUGCUGUCUGGUCAGUCCUUCAUCAGACAGUUUUGUGAAGGCUGUGGUAUUGCCGUCAGCUUGAUCGUCUACUUUGUAAACACCAUGGUCAACAUGUUGCUGAUUGGAAUGCAGAAUGUGUUUGGAAUGGCCCUUGCUACUUGGGAGACGGUGGCAGAGCCAAUGCUCAGAGUUCUACAGGCUGCCAUUGUUGUUUUUCAUUCCUUGUCAAGCAGUAUUGUGGGCAUAGCUAUUCUGUUGUGGACCCCAUGCCAGCUGGCCCUAAAUUUUCUCCAUUCCCUCAGCCAAAUUUUCAUCAGUGUCUUUGUGCUUAACUUGUAUGGGCUGGUGCUCACACUAGCCAUUGUUGUCUUCACUACACUCUACUUAAACCCCGACUUGCCGCGCCGGGGGGCAGACCGCACUCUGCAGUAUAUAAGCAGCAUUCCUUGGUUACUGCGACUUCAGACGACGGCACAGAGGCUGUAUUUGUUAACUCUGGCUCGUGCACAGACUAUCCUAGAGUCAGAGGUCUGGCAGCGUGCACCUUGGCCAGGAAGCCAAGCUGCCCAGGGUAGGGUCAGAAGGCAGAAUGCAAAUGAGGCUGGCAUUGCACUGGCUGGACCACAAAGACAUCCAGUUAUACCAGUGAUAAUGAAUGAUGCACCGCAAGGUCAGGAGAUUAUCAAUUUACAUAGGAUUAAUAAUGCUGAUCCUCCGCUUGGUCGUGAAGGACCCAUGACCUCAGCUGCAAUCUCUACCACAAAUAGGCCUUCAAUGAAACAUGCUUCAAAUGAACCGGAACCAGACACACUUUUGUCUCUCCUUAAGGAGCACGAGGAGAGGAAAAAGUGUGUUAUUUGUCAAGACAGUGUCAAGACAGUCCUGCUUCUUCCCUGCAGGCAUUUAUGCCUUUGCCGAGCCUGUACCAACAUUCUACUGAAUCAGCCUGUCUAUCAGCACAAUUGUCCUCUAUGCCGCCAAAUGAUUUUACAGAACAUGGAUGUAUAUCUGUGACAUUUACCUUUUUUUUUUUUUUUUAAUGUCAGAAACGUUCUUUGUAAAUAAUACAAAUCUCAGGUGUUUUUCCUUUUUUUUUUUUUAGAAUUGGAUGGUGACUAUAGUUUAGCCUCUUUUCUUUUUUUUCUUUUCUUUAAUACCUUGCUAGCAUUUGCACAUAUUUCAUGCCCCCUGCUCUGGUUACAGCAGGACUAGUGCAUGUCAUUGUUACUCAGAGGCCAUGCUUGAAAUUCUCAUUUGCACCUUCUAAAUGUGUGCCUGUUUGCUUUCUUGAUACACAGCAAUUAUUUGGCAAAAGGAACACCAAACCUCCCCAUGUUCAGGUUUAAACAGAGGGACUUUUCUCAGGAAUUUUAGGUUUUUUAGCUGAUUGAUUCCUCUUUACACUUUGAAGUUUUCUCCUAUUCCCUUAUGAGUGAAGCUUUUAGCUUCUGACUGCAGCAGGUGACAAGGCCUGGUUGAUCUCUUUAAAUAAGUGUGCCCUAUGUGCGUAGUGUUCUUUUAUUGCAAACCUUCAAUCUGCAUGUCUUCCAGAUAGCUCGCUGCAUUUGAACAGUAUGCAUUUCUGUUUUGGGGAAGAUGGGUAGGCAAAUGUUUGCACAGCAUGUGUAACACCGGUGAUUGCGGUAUAUUUGAGUGUAGAUUCAUUGCUUGUGCAGGACGGUUGCUAUACAGUAGUAUGUCUUUUGGGAGGUGGGCAAUAUUUAUGCAUAACUGGCUCAUUUUUAUUAACUGCAAAGCAAAUGGCAUAAUGGUGUCACAAACAAUUGUGCCAGAAUCCAUGCAAUAAAAAGUAGUGGUGCUUUAUUUCGCUUUCUCAGUUUAUUAUGGCGGGAGAGCCUGGGAGCUUCUAGGAGCAGAAUGAACUUUUCUUGCCCCAGAAGUAUAGCUGGUCUAAUUUGGAAGUAACUGUUUCUUUGAGCACCUUACUGGUAGAAACGGGCAUGAGAGUCACUGUUUUAGUAACUCUGCUGGCCUUUUAUUGAUUUGUAGAUAGUCUGUGAUGCCUGUAAGUAAAGCUGGAAUAUUGCGAGAGCACAAAAACAAAAAAAAAAACGAUUCCUUCAUUUAUGGUCUUCCUAAUGGAGUAUUGAUUUGCGCUCAGGCUCAAUGUUAGAUUGAAACUAGUUUUUUUUAGUAACCUGAGCCUUUCCACCAUAGGUGUGCUGGACUAUAACCCUUUAUAAGGGUUUUGAGGGACCAGAUCCUCUGGGACCAAAUGAUUACUCAGAUGUCUUCUUCAUCACACUGAAGAAUUUUUACUUGUCCCCAUGUUCGAUGAACAUAAAAGAGAAUAAAGUGUCACAACUCUCUUCAAUUUGUUUUUUAUCCACAUGUGCACUGGAAAGGGGCUGCCAACACUAACUGAAGCUUUACAUUUAAUGUACACUUCUCAUUGGCUGAAGACGGGCCUUGCUGUCAAAGCUUCACCAAGUUGUAGGUCUUGCUAGUGUGUGUGGCUGCAGAGUUGUAUUUGAUAAACCAUUUAGUUGUAGUUAGGCUAAUCUUGCAGCAUAAACAAAGCGACUGGAUAAUCAUCACUGCCUCUGGAGUUUAGAUAAUGUGCUUUAUUUCUUAACAAAAAAAAAUAUAUUGCCUGAAAGCUUUGUCAGAGAUAAUCCAGUAUUUUACCUGCACUGAUUUAUUUUUAAUAGCAAGUGACUGGUGACCUCAUUGGGAAGACUGUUAAACCAGUGAGCACAGAUGAUGUUCCCUUUCUUUCAUUAAACACUAUAACCCUG
Messenger RNA from Erpetoichthys calabaricus (reedfish), 3464 nucleotides. It is a transcript of the gene rnf26, whose product is annotated as ring finger protein 26. The transcript has a single exon. Gene Ontology annotation, biological process: ubiquitin-dependent protein catabolic process; protein ubiquitination. Bases 382 to 1719 code for a protein of 445 amino acids. The record is from RefSeq and is a predicted model, not a curated record. Gene Ontology annotation, molecular function: ubiquitin protein ligase activity. Lineage: Eukaryota; Metazoa; Chordata; Cladistia; Polypteriformes; Polypteridae.